Triticum aestivum (bread wheat) is the source of this 3467-nucleotide messenger RNA. RefSeq lists its product as uncharacterized. The transcript has 10 exons. NCBI's taxonomy places the organism in Eukaryota, Viridiplantae, Streptophyta, Magnoliopsida, Poales, Poaceae. Gene Ontology annotation, molecular function: mechanosensitive monoatomic ion channel activity. The coding region runs from base 99 to 3311 and encodes 1070 amino acids. Gene Ontology annotation, cellular component: plasma membrane. The record is from RefSeq and is a predicted model, not a curated record. Gene Ontology annotation, biological process: monoatomic anion transport; transmembrane transport.
CUAUUCGUCCGUUUCACGCUCCCACGGUCUCACUCUCACCUCCAAACCCAAAUCCCCAAACCCUAACCACAGCACCUACCUCCGCCGCCACCGCCGCCAUGGCAGGAGCAGGAGUCGGCGGCCGCAAGGCUCGCAACUUCGCGACCUUUCGCCUAUUCCCCCGCGACGGUGCCGCCGACCCCAACGACCGCGUCUUCGUCCGCGUCGACAACAACGCCUACACCAUCCCCGGCUUCGGCGACGACGAAGACCCUUCCCUCUCCCCCACCGCCGCCGCCGACCAAUUCCCUUCCUCCACCUCUGGCCCCCUCCCCGACCACGUCCGCCAGCAGAUCCUUGAGCUCGGCCUCCCCGACGAUGGCUACAACUACCUUCUCCAUCUCCGUGAGCUGCGGCCCUCCGCCGUGGCCUCCUCCUUCGUACCCAGCCACACCGCCCGCCCAGAGCAACUUCCCCUGGACGUGAAGGCAUAUGAUGCAAGCAAGGUGCGGGUUGCUUCUGGCAAGGUCGAGGAAGAGCUGGACGAGGGGAGGACCAUGUGUAAGGUGGCCGCAAAGACGGCACCGGUCAGGCGAGUUGAGAAGGCCGUCGACCCUGACGUUGCAAGGUUGCUCGAUGAGAGCGAGGAUGAGGGUUUGGAGGAGGAUUUCGUCAUCAUGGCAAACCAAGCCGAAGGGGAUGAUAUGGAGGAUGAAAGUGAGGAAGAGGGGGGCGGUGUGUUCAGUGAUGUGGAAAAUGAUGAGGAGUUCGAGGAUGAAGAGGGUGAGCCCAAGCCGAGGGUGCCACGGUUGCUGGAUGAACAAUUUGAUCUGCUUGCUUUGGAAGAAUAUGGAGCUAGUGAUGAUGAUGAUGGAGCUGUUAGAGAUGGGGAACAUGAACUCCCAACUGAGGUUAUAGAUGAAUUGAAGCUGUUCCACAAUCAAAAUGUAUGCGUUGAUGAAGAAUAUAGAACACCAGCAGAUUUUGUUCGUGGAAAACUUGACUCAACCACCGCUGAGGAGGUGGAUGAAUCUGCUAAUGUGAUCCAAAAGUGUGCUGAAUAUGCUGAAAGGUAUUUAAAUGAAACUGCAGAAGAUGAAGAUGUCUUGCUUGUUUCGGAAAGCAGUGAUGAAUCUGAAGUUUGGGACUGUGAGACCAUUGUUUCCACGUACUCUAACUUGGACAAUCACCCUGGCAAAAUUCAAACUCCAGGAAAUCCUAAAAAUCGUCUUCCCAAAGUUUUCCCUGGGGAAACAGCAACAACGAAAGAUAUCAUCAAGCUUCAUGGUAAAGAGAAACUUCCUGUAGAUUACCUGCCACAGAGGAAAAGAAAAGUUGAAAAGGAGAAGAAAGCAAAGCCCACAGAAUCUUCAGAUGCUGAAUAUUUUGAAAAGGUAGUAGUUCAGAAGGAAACAAAAGAUGAAAAGAAAGCUAGAAAGGUGUUGGAUGGUCUCCGGGUCUUGGUUGCAAAGGAGGUACCUAGGGUGGUGCUGGAGGCCGCGGCGGGCCAGCCUCGACGCCGUCCAACAUCGGUCCUGUCUGCAGUAAAAGAAGAGAAGAGAGAAGCCCGGAAAGCAAAGAAAGAGCUCAAAGAACUAUAUAAAUUUGAAACACAGAAGGCUCAGAAAGUUGCUGCUGUUACAGGACCAUCUUCCAUACGGCUAAUGUUUGCAGUAAUACCGGCAUACGAGAUUGUUUAUGAAAGCGGCAAUAUGACAACGGAGCGGAGGUGGUCCUGGUAUCUUUGUCGUUUGGGAUCUGUGACUGCGGACGCGCAGCGGGAGCAGGACACGCACACGCUGGUGCUGCCCUACGUCACCAAGGUGCUCUGCUGCCUGCUGGUGGCCACCGCCAUCCGGCUGGUGAAGACGCUGCUGCUCAAGGUGCUCGCCUCCUCCUUCCACGUCUCCACCUUCUUCGACCGGAUCCAGGACGCGCUCUUCAACCAGUACGUCAUCGAGACGCUCUCCGGCCCGCCCUUGGUCGACGAGAACCGCAUGCUCGCGGAGGUGCAGCGCCUGCAGAGCGCCGGGGCCAACAUCCCCAGCGAUCUCCAGGCGGCGGCCAUGCCCAGCAAGGCCGCCGCCGCCCCGGCGCAGCCCAAGGGCGCGCGGCUCACGGCGGCGGCGUCCCGGAGAGGGGCCAGCAAGCAGCUGCAGAGGCAGAAGAGCGAUCGGCACCUGGAAGAGAGCUCCAUCUCCAUCGACCAGCUCCACAGGCUGAGCCAGAAGAACAUCUCCGCGUGGAGCAUGAAGAGGCUGAUGAAGAUCGUCCGCUACGGCGCGCUGACCACCAUGGACGAGCAGAUCAAGCACGCCACGGGGCCGGACCAGGAGGACGAGCUGGCCACGCAGAUACACAGCGAGUACGAGGCCAAGGUCGCCGCCAAGAGGAUCUUCCAGAACGUCGCCAAGCCUGGAUCCAAGCACAUAUACCUGUCGGACCUGAUGCGCUUCAUGAGGCAGGAGGAGGCCCUGAAGGCCAUGGACCUCUUCGAGGGGGCGCAGGAGCAGAACAGGGUGAGCAAGAGGUCGCUCAAGAACUGGGUGGUGAACGCGUUCCGGGAGCGCAAGGCGCUCGCCCUCACGCUCAACGACACCAAGACGGCCGUCAACAAGCUCCACCACAUGGCCAACGUCGUCGUGGCGCUCAUCGUGUUCGCGCUCUGGCUCCUCAUCCUCGGCUUCGCCACCACCAAGACCUUCGUCUUCCUCAGUUCGCAGCUCCUCGUCGCCGCCUUCAUCUUCGGCAACACCCUCAAGACCAUCUUCGAGGCCAUCAUCUUCCUCUUCGUCAUGCACCCCUUCGACGUCGGCGAUCGGUGCGAGGUCGACGGGAUGCAGGUGGUCGUAGAGGAGAUGAACAUCAUGACCACCAUCUUCCUACGGUACGACAACCUCAAGGUCUACUACCCCAACAGCAAGCUCGCCACCCUGCCCAUCAUGAACUACUACAGGAGCCCCGACAUGGGAGACGCCGUCGACUUCUCUGUCAACGUCGCCACGCCGCCGGAGAAACUGGCCCUCAUGAAGGAGAGGCUGAUGCACUACCUUGACAACAAGAAAGAGCACUGGUACCCUGGCUCCAUGGUUGUGCUCCGCGACAUCGAUGACACCAACAGGCUGAAAAUAUCCAUCUGGUGCCGGCACACCAUCAACUUCCAGGACAUGGGGAUGAGGUUCGACAGGAGGGAGCUUAUUCUCCAAGAGAUGAUGAAGAUCUUGAGAGAUCUCGACAUCGAGUACCGGAUGCUGCCGCUCGACAUAAAUGUUCGCAAUGCGCCUCCCAUCAAUUCCACUAGGAUGCCCACGACAUGGGCGUUGAAUUUUUGAAAUUCGCUAUGAACACUUCGAUAGUUAGAUUGUGGAGUAAAGUUGCUAUGUAGUAGUUAUUUAGUAGAUUCAACUUUGAGCUACAUGUUUGUUGCACUGUGAUAGUUUGAACUAUAUUUGUAUUUUUAUGAGAUGUUAAACCAGAUUUACACAGAA